UAUAACCACAACGCUACAAUCUCUUCUUGAACCUAAAGAAAACAAGAAGAAAGAAAAAAUUCAUAUAAAUUCUCUUAUAUUUUUUCACCUUUAUAUUGAAUGGAUGCAACGAAGAUUAAGUUUGACGUUAUAUUACUCUCCUUCUUACUAAUUAUCUCCGGAAUUCCUUCGAAUCUUGGGUUGAGUACAAGUGUGAGAGGCACUACUAGAUCGGAGCCGGAAGCCUUUCACGGCGGUAAAUUCCCGGCAAUGAAGAUGAGGAAGUUGAUGGCACCAAACAUGGAAGUUGAUUAUUCGAGUGACUAUUAUGAUGGAGGAUCAUCAUCAUCAACAACAUCACCAUCACCUCCAGUGCCUGAUUAUGAUGAUAUUUAUAGAAGGCAAGGUGAUGUCCCAAGCCCUGGUAUUGGCCACUGAUCCAUACAUGUCAUGCGUAUAUACACACACAUAUAGACAUUUUGUGUUAAAUAUAUUUAUACAUACAUGUUGUUUAUAAUGUUUUUGUCCUUGGAGGUCGUCUCCGUAUGAUCAGUUUUAUUUUGCUCUUUUCCUUCAUUUUUUUAUAUUUUGAUCUUAUUUCAUUUUGUCUUUUUAGUUCAUAAAAUAUAAUUGUGCCCUUCCUCUUGAAUUGUCUCAUUUCCUCGUGUUGAUGGGAGUUCAUGUAUUCAUGUAUGUAAUACAACUCAUAAUAAAAAAACUGUAUUUGUCAGUUGUAAAACUCUUUUUUUUUGUUAUUAAAAUGGAAUAUUUUUCUAUAACACUAAAAGAGAGUAAUUUACC
Molecule: messenger RNA, 780 nt
Organism: Arabidopsis thaliana (thale cress)
Lineage: Eukaryota; Viridiplantae; Streptophyta; Magnoliopsida; Brassicales; Brassicaceae
Exons: 1
Coding region: 100-417 (105 amino acids)
Biological process (GO): signal transduction
Cellular component (GO): apoplast
Source: RefSeq, marked reviewed